GUUUAGUAGAGUCACUACAGGCGAGUGCGCUGUGUGAAAAGCUCCUUGUCGUCAAGUCCGGCACGCUAUCCGGCAUUGUGAUAUUUCUUUUACCUGUCACCCUGCUCCUUUGCUCCUUUGUCUAAUACUACUAUCUGAGAGCAUCGAGGUAGCCCAUAUGUUUACUCCUUUUGAGACUACGAUUGGCGCCGCGCUAUUGCACCAAGCCACCAGCAAUCUUCUCUAUCAAAACGGCAAUGUAUUGGGCCUUUCGGGUUUGCUGAGACGGAUGGUCGACGCGCCGACCGUCGAGGUUGUGGCUCUCUUUACAGGCAUGGCAGUGAGCGCCCCGCUGCUCAGUUCUCUGGUGCCGGACUUGGCUACGAGGUUUCCUUCGAUGCCGGUGACGAUACAAACUGUUGUGUUUACAACAAGUGUUGCGGCUUUGAUAGGCUGGGGAACGAAGGCGUCAAAUGGUUGCACAUCUGGACACAUGCUUUGUGGUCUUCCACGACUCAGUGGACGUUCUGCAGUAGCUACUGCAACCUUCUUUACCGUGGCAUUGAUUACACACCACAUGGUACAUCCCAGCCUCUACACCAACGCAUGCCCCGGCAACGUACCGUGCUAUACGCCUGUCCUUCCGUCAGCGGCCACUGCCAUAUCUCUUACACUGCUCGCUAGCAGCGCAAUCCUAGCCGCCCGAAUCAUACCGACUCUCAUCAGCAAAGCAGCGUCUAAAUCUACAGCAAACACAAAGACGUCAUCGAAUUCGCAGGUAGCCGCCCGCACAACAACACAAUUCUUCAGCGGCCUUCUCUUCGCGCUUGGCCUCCACGUCUCCGGCAUGGCCAACCCCGCCAAAGUGACAUCUUUCCUCUCCUUCCCCGUCAUGAACGCAUGGGAUCCAUCUCUCGCUCUUGUAAUACUCUUCGGCGUACUUCCCAACCUCAUCACCAUCCAGCGCAAGGGCUUCGCCGAACCACCAGCUUUCGCGGACAAGUUCGAGCUCCCUACAAAGACAAUCAAGGACGUGGACCUGACGUUCGUGGCUGGUGCCGCGGCGUUCGGAGUUGGAUGGGGACUGACGGGGACGUGUCCAGGGCCUGCCGUACUGAGGGCUUUUGCACAGCCUGUCUGGGGGGCGAUGUGGUUGGGUGGGUUCUGGGUUGGCGGGCGCAUUGGUGCUUGAAGGCUGUAUCGCUAUGUUCAUUAUACCC
This is a messenger RNA of Boeremia exigua, 1199 nucleotides long. RefSeq names its product YeeE/YedE family integral membrane protein-like protein. The record is from RefSeq and is a predicted model, not a curated record. Gene Ontology annotation, cellular component: plasma membrane. Lineage: Eukaryota; Fungi; Ascomycota; Dothideomycetes; Pleosporales; Didymellaceae. The transcript has 2 exons. Bases 158 to 1171 code for a protein of 337 amino acids.